Molecule: messenger RNA, 2246 nt
Organism: Frankliniella occidentalis (western flower thrips)
Lineage: Eukaryota; Metazoa; Arthropoda; Insecta; Thysanoptera; Thripidae
Exons: 7
Coding region: 465-2009 (514 amino acids)
Molecular function (GO): protein binding
Source: RefSeq, a predicted model, not a curated record
CUCCGCGGCCCCCACCCCCGCAGUCCUGCCGCGCGCCGGGCCUGACCAGCCUGACCGAGCCCCAGUGCCGGUCGCGCAGUGUCCGAGUCCGUCGCCCGCACCUCCUCGCCGACGAGCAGCCCCGCGGCACAAUACUACGCGCAAACCGCACCGGCGAGGGCAGGCGAUAUUAAAUAUUACCAUCAUUACGACGGGCAGCAAGUGUACGCGGCGGCGCGGGGGCGGCGCGGGGGCGGCGCGGGGGCGGGCCAGCUGAUCCGUCACUGUCCGCGCACGCGGCGGCCCGCCCCGCCCCGGCCCCGCGCGUCGCCACGCCACGCGCCCAUGACGGAUCUCGCGCCGAAGAGACGGACCGCCUCCCUUCCAAGUAUCCCGCGCACUCCUUGUAGGCGUCCGCGGGCGGCCACCACCGCGCGGGGCUGAGGCCUCGGCUGAGGCCGCCAUUUCUCGUCACUUGAUGUGCCAUGGAGUCUGACGGCGGCGAUGUCUUCGACGAGCUGCUCCGUCGCGAGGCCCCGCCCGGCGCGUGCCGCCUGGCCGUGGACGCUACGCUGGGCAGGCACUUGGUGGCCACUAGGUCCAUCCCCGCAGGGGACGUUUUCCUCCGGUGCGAGAGCCUGAUCGCCGGCCCCAAGGCGACCGGCGACGCGGUGUGCCUGGGCUGCUGCCGGCCCCUCGGCCCCGGCCCCCGAUACGCGUGCGAGGGCUGCGGGUGGCCGCUGUGCUCCGCGGCGUGUGGGCGCGCCCCCGGGCACCGCGACGAGUGCGUCGCCCUGGCCGCCGCCCCGGACGACGCCCGGCCGCGGCCCGCGAGCACCCCGCCCGCGCACUGGUACGCGGGCGUGCUGCCGCUGCGGUGCCUGCAGCUGCAGGGCCUCGAGGGCCGCGCAGUGCGCGCGCUCCAGUCCCACCUGGGCGAGAGGACGCGCGCCUCGGCGGCGUACCGCGGCCAGGGCCUCCAGCGCCGCGCGGCGGGGUUCGUCGCCCGGGUUCUGGACGUCCCCGAGGAGGAGGCCCUACGCAUGGCUGCCGUCCUGGACACCAACGCCUUUGACGUCGGCCGCGACGGCGUGGAGGCCAGGGCGCUGUUCGGCUCCGUGUCCAUGCUCGCGCACGACUGCCAAGCCAACGCCCGUUGCGCCAUGCUGGGGGAGCUGGAGCUGGGGGUCCUGGCGCAGCGCGACAUCGCCCCGGGCGACGUCGUCUGCAUCUCGUACUACGCCGACAGCCUGCGGGGCCCGCUCGAGCGCCGCCGCCACCUGCGCGCCACCAAGUGCUUCGACUGCUCGUGCGCGCGGUGCAGCGACCCCGCGGACCUGGGGCUGCACCUGGACUCCAUCCGCUGCAUCCGCUGCAGGCCGCGGGCAGGCACUCCGCUCCUGCUGGUCUCGACGGCGGCGCUGGACAGCGCGGCGGACUGGCGCUGUCCUCGCUGCGCCUUCACGCUGUCCGCGGAGCAGAUGCUGCUGGGGCACCGUCGCCUGCGAGCCCAGGUGGACGCGCUGAACGGAGGCGGCGGCGGGGAUCCGGCCAGGGCCGAGGCGUUCCUGGCGGAGCACCUGGGUCCGGGCGGGCUCCUGCACGCCACCUCCGCCCACAUCCUGCGCGUCAAGCACGACCUGCUCGGCGGCGCCUACGCCUUCAUACCGGGGUGCACGCCCGCGUUGGCCGUGAGCGACGACCGCCUCGAGCGCGCCACGGCCAUGUGCGUCGACAUGCUGGAGGUGGUCAGCGUGCUGGAGCCGGGGCUGAGCGUGCUGAGGGGGUCGCUGCUGCUGCGCCUGCUGGGGCUCCUGCUGGAGAGGGCCAGGAGGGGUGGCGCCAGGGAAAACGUGCACCACGCGCGACGGCUGUUUCGCGAGGCAGAAGUCAUCUUUAUGGACCUUGAUACCAAGGUAGAGCUACGAAAAAGGAAGAAAAUCAUGGAGAUGUGGAUAGGUGAAAAUAUCAAGCUUGAAGACGAACAACAGGAGGAAGAAGGAAGAGCCGCCGUCUUGUCGCCUCGCUAAUUGCCGAGAUGUUGUCCGUCGUUCGAACCACUGAAACCAGUCCCCAGCCUGCCGGGGCAACUGCUGCAGCUGCGGAUGGAAGGGAGAAAGAUCGUGUCAAGUCUGACGUUUCCAAUGAGUGACCGGGAGCCCCAUCUGAUGUUGAAUGGGUGUCAUGUCGUGAGGUCAUUCGCGGAAGCGGGAGGGCCGGCGCGCCACGAGAAUCUCCAUCUCCAUCCACCCAUGAAUAAGAGGAUG